CUGAACGCCCUGGGGCAGAUCGGGCGGGACGAGUUCGGGAUGCAGCGGGUGGCUUUCUCCCGGCAGGACGUUGCCGGCCGCGACUACGUCAGCGCGCUGAUGCGCGGCGCCGGCAUGUCCGUGCGCAUCGACCCAGCUGGCAACAUCAUCGGCCGGUUGGAAGGGACCGAGCCGGCCAUGCCCGCCAUCGUGCUCGGCUCGCAUACCGACACGGUACCCCAGCGGAGGCGCGUAUGA
Geodia barretti is the source of this 237-nucleotide messenger RNA. Lineage: Eukaryota; Metazoa; Porifera; Demospongiae; Tetractinellida; Geodiidae. The record is from the annotation of a GenBank genome assembly.